CCUUUUCGUCCCACGCUCACGGUGUUGCCUCGCUUCAGAGGCCAGCCGAAUUUGCUGCGUCUUCUACCUUGACCACGGAACAGUUCAAUAUCAAUUCCAAACCUGAGGGAACCAACCCAUCAACGUAACCCUUCUAUCACUCUCACACCCACCAAACCAAUGGCUUCCACACCGCAAAUGCACUAAAAACCAUUUCCAUCGCCUACCUCAAAUCCAUGCACUCAGCAAUGGACUUUACCAGGCUCUCCUCUCCCAAAUCUCCUCCCAUAUUCACGCGCCCCCUCACCUGGGUCACCUCCACCGCCUUCCGCCACCAACCCCGCCACCUUCCUCCGCCAACCCCCCCGCCGCCACCUCACCCCACUCCUCCGCAAACCUCUAACCACGCCCCUCUCACCCUUCUACCUUCUAUUCUAACCAACAGAGUUCUAGAUUCUUCCAAAUGUAAAUCCAUUUUGCCCCAUUUGUCCCCGCACGAAUUCGAUCGCUUAUUCUUCCCCAUCCACCACACCGUUAACCCCAAAACGACACUCGACUUCUUCCGUUUUGCCUCUAACCAUUUUAAGUUCCGCUUCACCGUUCGCUCCUAUUGCCUCCUCCUUCGCUCGCUUCUCGCUUCCGGUUUUUUGCCGCGCGCCAGGUUUUUGCUCAGUCGUUUGAUCGACGGCCACGUUCCGACGUCGUUUCACGACCAUGAGAACAGGCUCCGCGAAAUAGCUUCAUCGAUGCUGGAGUGUAAUCAGGCUUCGGAUAAACGACACGGCGAAUUGGAUUUGUUGCUCCACAUUCUCUGCUCUCAGUACAAGAGCUUCGGCUUCCGUUGCGCUUUUGAUAUUUUUAUCAUGUUCUCGAAGAAGGGCAUUUUCCCGUGUUUGAAAACUUGCAAUUUUUUGUUGGGCUCAUUGGUGAAGGCCAAUGAACUUCACAAGAGUUAUGAGGUGUUUGAUGUCACUUGUCAGGGUGUUGUGCCUGAUGUUUUCACGUUCACCACGGCAAUUAACGCGUUUUGCAAGGGAGGGAGGGUUGGGGACGCAGUGGACUUGUUCCGCAAGAUGGAGGAGCUUGGUGUUUCGCCGAAUGUGGUUACUUACAACAAUGUGAUUGAUGGGUUGUCCAAAAGUGGGAGGUUAGACGAGGCGUUUCGGUUUAAGGAUAGGAUGGUUAGGAGCAAGGUGAAUCCGAGUGUGGUGACCUAUGGUGCACUCAUCAAUGGUUUGAUGAAGUUUGAGAAGUUUGCGGAGGCGAGUGAAAUGUUGGUGGAAAUGUAUAGCAUGGGUUUUACUCCCAAUGAGGUUGUGUUUAACUCACUCAUUGAUGGGUACUGCAGGAAGGGGAAUAUGAUUGAGGCAUUGAGGAUUAGGGAUGACAUGGUAUUGAAGGGCAUGAAGCCUAAUUCUGUCACUUUUAAUACUCUUUUACAGGGAUUUUGCCGGAGCAAUCAAAUGGAGCAGGCUGAGCAGGUAUUGGGGUACCUAUUGUCUAGUGGUUUGUCUGUUAACAUGGAUGCGUGUUCAUAUGUGAUUCAUCAAUUAUUGGAAAAAUCUAGGUUGGAUUCGGCAUUAAAAAUAGUUAGAGAAUUGUUGUUUAGGAACAUCAAGGCUAGCGAUAGCUUGCUAACCCCAUUGGUCUGCGGACUUUGUAAAUGUGAAAAACAUUUGGAGGCCAUUGAGCUUUGGUUUAUGCUGGCAGGUAAAGGGCUUGCUGCCAAUACGGUGACCUCAAAUGCGCUUCUCCAUGGACUUUGUGAACGAGAGAGCAUGGAGAAAGUUUUCGAAGUACUGAAACAAAUGACUGAAAAAGGUUUGGUACUGGAUAAGAUCUCAUACAACACACUUAUUUUUGGUUGUUGUAAAUGGGGUAAAAUUGAUGUAGCUUUCGAACUCAAGGAAAAAAUGGUUCAGCAAGAAUUCCAACCAGAUACAUAUACCUACAAUUUCCUAAUGAAAGGGUUGGCUGAUAUGGGUAAGAUAGAUGAUGUUCAUAGGCUUUUGCAUGAAGCCAAAGAAUAUGGCCUAGUUCCCAAUGUAUAUACACAUGCACUUUUAUUAGAAGGAUAUUGUAAGGCUGAUCAGAUUGAAGAAGCUGUGAAAUUGCUUAAGAAGUUAGUUUACGAGAAAGUAGAGCUAAGUUCUGUUGUAUAUAACAUACUUAUUGCAGCCUACUGUAGAGUUGGGAAUCUGAAGGAAGCUUUCGAACUGUGUGAUGCUAUGAAAAGUCGGGGCAUGCCACCUACCUGUGCUACAUAUUCUUCUCUAAUACAUGGAAUGUGCUGUAUUGGCUGUGUGGAUGAAGCAAAGGAAACUUUUCAACAGAUGAGAAAUGAAGGCUUGCUUCCAAAUAUAUUUUGUUAUACUGCUCUAAUCGGUGGUUACUGUAAGUUAGGUCAGAUGGACAAAGUGGGGAGUAUAUUAAUGGAAAUGUCUUCAAACGGUAUACAACCAAAUAAAAUUACUUACACUAUUAUGAUUGAUGGAUAUUGUAAAUUAGGAAAUGUGAAAGAAGCUACAAAACUUUUAAAUCAGAUGAUAAGAAAUGGAAUAGCUCCAGAUACCAUCACUUACAAUGUACUGCAAAAGGGAUAUUGCAAGGAAAGGGAGCUAGAAGUUACUUCUAACACGGGACUACACUUGGAAGAAGAAAUUACUUAUGACACAUUGGUUCACAGGUUGCAUCCACAUACAGCAGUUAUCAAUAAAAAAUGAUGAGGAAACUUCUCAAACUUCUGAUGCUUAGUUGAUGCUAGGGCGUAUAUGGUUAAGCCUGUCAUUGUUUAGUUUGAUUAUAAAACGCUAGCUAUUUGUAAGAUGAAGUUUCAUAUGCUUGAUAUCUAGAUGCGUGGAGGACUAGCAACAACUAAAGCAACAUGCAAGAACUUGGCUUCGUAGUUGAAAAAGGAGUCGUGCAUUUUAGAGGUGAUCUGUGGCAAUCCACUCCUGCCAGUGGCAGACUUACCCUGAUAUGAUGGGAACAAGAGGAGGGAUAUAGCCAAAUGGUCAAACCGAUAUCGUAUCCCUCUUUUCCGUUUGUUGUCUGGCAUUUCCCGGAUGGCAAACCUCAUGGGUAUUGGAGACAAAUAAAAGACUUGAAGGAAAACAGCCAGGGGAUCUUCAGUAGUAAACAUGGUAUAUUUACUUGAUCAACAGCAUGGCAAUGACGAGCAUGACAUGUCAGAUAUAAUGUUACAGCUAGAGAAAAAUGUUCAAUCUGGGAAUGGAAUUCAUAUCCACCGAAUGAUUUUGCCAUCUUAGGGCAGGGAGGGGAUCAUGAUUUAGAAAAAGGGCUACUGGAAUAAUGCAUAGACUAUAUUUGAAGUUUAUACAGGAGAAGUGGAGACACUUUCUACCUUGAAUGUACGUGUUGUUGGAUUUGGAAGCUUCAAGAUGCCCCUCCAUGUAAGGAACAUGUGAUUUUGAUGAUUGGUGGCUAGCAAACUUACAACUUGGAGGUGACGAUUCAGGCUCUGGUAGAUAGAGGUUUUAAGUACUAAAUUUCUGAAUUUAACUUGGCAAAUGACCCUUUGGUUACACUUCUUCAUUAACUGAUCAUCAUAUUCGUUAUCAGAUGGUUCCCCAUCUGAGCCCUUUAUGAAUAAGGCUGGAAGAAUUCUGGAAGAAGACAGAAAGAAUCAAUAGAUAUAUGAAAAGAAAACCUCCGGGUUGAAGAAAAGGUUUUGUGAGUCAAAGGGUUGAUGAAUUUCAUAAAGUUGUUUGGGGUUGUCUUUCAAGGUAAGGGAAGCUAAUGAUUGUGGUUUAGUCUGUUUUUCGAUUGAAUUAUGGUACUGUAUGUUUGUUCUUAUUUCAAAUUUGGAAUUUUCAUUUUUAGCAAAUUUGGGGAUUCUUGUUAAUUUAUAAUUAAUUCCAUGUAUUGAUAAGAAAAGUUGAGUUUUCAAAAUGUUAAUUGUUACGGAAUUGAUGCAUCUAUUCAAAGAUGUGGUGGUCUAUUUUAUGAGAAAUAUAUUGAAUUUGGUGGGUUAUAGUGUCAUGCUGAAAGUUGAUGUAUAUGAGAUUAAAUUAUGGGUCUUGGAGAAAUAUGAUUCUUAAGUUGAAUGGAAAUGAAAUUGUUUUAUUUUGACAGGUGAUGUGUAAUGUGGUAUAAGGUUGCAAUUGUUCAAUUUGGUAUCAUUAAUAAAUCACUUUGAAAUGAGUUUGAUUCUUUUUGCAUUUGGUUCUUGAUUCAACCAACUUUAUUUUUAAAAUCCCAAACAGUUCGUACAAUGUGUUGUUAAGUUGGAUUGGAUAAAAUGAUAAGAAUUAUUGAUUUUCAAGAGAGGCAUAUGUUGUAUGGUUUCUAAUAUGUCUUUCAAAUGCUUGUGUGAGAAUGUAGGGGAUUCCAUGGAGGAAAUCCUAUUUGAUGAAAUUAGUAGUGUGUGCAUUGAUGUAAGGAGUCAAUACUCGUGGUUUAUCCUGAUACUCUAAUGCUUAUUCAAGACUCAUGUAGAGUAGAAUGGGCUACGUAGUGAGAAGGGCAUGAGGUCCUAUAAUUAAGAACGACCACAAGGUUCUUAUGACAAUUAAAGGAACUAACAUUGUAUGUAGUAGGGUGAAACUCAUUGGCAAUGACUUUAUAGGUAGCAAUGACCACCACAAGUACAAAAACCACCAAGAAUCAUACAUCAAUGACUAGAUCUGAAUAAUUGAGUCUAGAAUGUCAUUAUGUGUGAUGGGUUACUUGAUAUUGUUUAGUUUGGUGUAUUUGGCGCAUUGUUUUGCAAUUUUAUUCAGUGUUAUAUAUGCGUUUUUUUUUUGUAA
Messenger RNA from Vigna unguiculata (cowpea), 4748 nucleotides. Its product is annotated as Tetratricopeptide repeat (TPR)-like superfamily protein. Gene Ontology annotation, molecular function: protein binding. NCBI's taxonomy places the organism in Eukaryota, Viridiplantae, Streptophyta, Magnoliopsida, Fabales, Fabaceae. The record is from RefSeq and is a predicted model, not a curated record.